AUGUCUCAAAUUCCACAUUUGAAUGAAAUUCCUAAACCAAACUUCAUUCAGAUGCCAAUCCCUGAUAAACCAAUAACACCUCCUCACACUCCAGACAGAAUAACUGUUCAAAAACGAGGCAGUGCGUCUUCUACACCACCUGAUAGCCCAUCUCGCGCAAAUCUUCAAGCUGCUGAUAAAAAAGCAUUAAAAACACUAAUAUCUCUCACGAGAUCGAUAGAUACUACAGUAGAAAGACUUUAUUCUUUCUGCGAACAUAUAUUUAAUGAAAAAUUCAGUUCUUUAUUAAUAGAUUAUUUCGAAAAACACGUAACUACAUUUAGAGAGCUCAAUACAUGCAUUGUUUCUCAAAAUCAAUUCGAGCAAAGCAAGGCACGCGAAUCAACUCCUUCCCCUGUUAGUUUUAACUUUCCUUCCAACAUGGGAGUUGUUGAUGAAGACUGGCCAAACCCAAUUUCCGAUCAAUGGCUGGAAUCGGCUCAAUAUUAUAUAAAUGGUCCGGCUGCAGAGAAAAUUAGUUCACCAAAACGCGAAGCAUUAUCACUAGAUCAAAAAUUACUGAAUGCAGACCAGAAAAGACGCCAUAUUGAGAAUAUGAAACGGCUAGAAAUUCGUAAACAAACAAAUCGCGUUCGUAGAGUUGUUGAACGCAGAAUACAGCAGAGCAGAGAAGCAGAAGAAGCAUUUAAAGAGAAAAUUGAAGCAGCAGAUCAACGCCGCGACGCAAUUUUAAAUCAAAAAGUCGAAAGAGCUCGAAAUGAAUCAGAAAAAGCAUCAGAAUACAAAUACAUAGUUGACCUCGAGCAAGAAAGCAAGAGAGUUCAACUAAAUCGAAAGAGCGACGAAAUUAAAAAGCGUCAUGACGAAAUGGUUCGUACUUCUCAAGAAAAAGCUCGCGAACGCACAAUAUCUAAAUCAUCUCCAACGAAUUUACGCCAAAGAAAGAUGGCAGUGAAGAAAGGAGCGAUUACUUUGGCAGAAGCACUCAGAGCAGGCCAAAUUCCAGGUGAUUUUGCCGAAAAUGCAGAGAACGAAGACACAUUUGACUAUCCAAAGCUCCAGGAACCCAAAGAAUCCCUCAGCCAACACGCAAUUGAGACAAUUAACAGAAUUGAGUCAGAUCCAACGGAUCCAAAGAACACAGCUCGAUUCCUUAAGCUUGUAUCUGACUAUAGAUCAUCAUUAUGCAGCUCUUCUCGUGCAGGAUUGGCUUUAAUCAAAUCUCUCAAAGAAUGCAUCAGAAGUAACGCAAAUUCGAUAGAUACAAUGAUCAGACAUGUCACACAGAUUGCAGAUACAUCACUUCCUUUCGCAGUUCAUGUUGGCGUUGAAGCGAUAUCAGUAUUUCCAAGUUUAUGCAAGCACACUAACUCAUUGAACACAAUUAAAGAACUUAUUACACUUUGGACCAGGAUUCUUGAUGCUAAGAAUCCUCUUAACAUAAGGAUUUUCUUUGUUGAAAGAUUAUCUCAAUCUGCCGCUUUAGAUGGCAUUUGCUUUUUACUAGGCCAAUGCUCAGUUGACGAUUUAUCAUCCUCAAAAAUCCUUAUGGCGUUAAUUGCUUCAGAUGUUUCAUUACUUCAAGCGAUGGCAGAUUUAUUUUUCAAUACAACUUUUUCUGAAGAUGUAAACUCCGUGGGAAUUGACUGCGUUUCAAGGGCAAUUGGACCAUCUAUUAUAGAUUUCUUAAAUGCUAUGUCAAUAGAUACAGCCAAAGCCCCUCACGAUAUCAUUUCUCAAGCAACAAUUGCGUUAAGUACUUUCAUUGCAGGAAUUCCGGGUUCAGCCGAGCAAUUCAUUGAUGAAAAUAUAGCAGCAGAAAUCAACUCAGUCAUGAGAGCAUUCUUAUCUUCUUCUGCUCCAUGUACAGCAGGAAAACAUUUAAUUGUAUUGUUUGGUUUGCUUUGCAAGUCGAAUACAGUUAAAGAAUCAUGUCUAUGGCUGCCAUCGCCAACAGUUUUGGACUUGUUAUGCGGUUUACCUUUAGAAUUUUUCAUCAAAAGAGAUGGAGCUGCUGUUUUACUGCCAACCAUCGCUGCUUGCUGCUCAGGAAAUGAGGAAAACUUGAAAUACAUUAUGAAUAGUGCACAUGUCAAUGAAUCUCUUGUUGCAAAGUUCCUUGCAAGAGCUACAGCAAUUCCGAAUAAUAUAUUGUCUAUAGAACACAGAGUUUCGAAAGAAGAUAUUAAUGUUUUAAUAGAAAAGUUUAGUUCAGAAAAGAAAUAA
This is a messenger RNA of Trichomonas vaginalis G3, 2226 nucleotides long. Its product is annotated as S phase cyclin A-associated protein in the endoplasmic reticulum family. The transcript has a single exon. The record is from RefSeq and is a predicted model, not a curated record. Bases 1 to 2226 code for a protein of 741 amino acids. NCBI's taxonomy places the organism in Eukaryota, Parabasalia, Trichomonadida, Trichomonadidae.